AUGCUGUGUGUCAUUAAUACCGCGCAGGUUACCAUCUUGCCACCUGCUUUAGGAACUAAUUUCUAUUCAUCCCUGGCCUUCAAUCCAUCUGGUGCCAAGGUUGUCUGGCAAGAAUGGUUUCAUGCCGAAAGUCCUCGCCGUCUUCCUUCUGUGUCUCGUAUGUCUAAUACACGGCAUUCUUUCGGUCGUUCACACUCUUAUGUAUCUAGGAAUACUGAAACUGUGAGGCUAUGUACAAUUCAGCUUGGUAGGAAGGGUGGUGGUUGGAGAACGUCGAAAGCACACAUGAGUGCCCGCAUCUGUGAAACUCGUAAUACGGUGGAUGGGGGGCUAACAACCUCCAAUGACUCACCCAAAACUAUGUCGAGGCGGGGCAAAAGCAUAGCUAGCAUCCGAUGA
Pisolithus orientalis is the source of this 399-nucleotide messenger RNA. RefSeq lists its product as uncharacterized. The transcript has a single exon. Bases 1 to 399 code for a protein of 132 amino acids. The record is from RefSeq and is a predicted model, not a curated record. NCBI's taxonomy places the organism in Eukaryota, Fungi, Basidiomycota, Agaricomycetes, Boletales, Pisolithaceae.